Messenger RNA from Selaginella moellendorffii, 2394 nucleotides. RefSeq lists its product as uncharacterized. The record is from RefSeq and is a predicted model, not a curated record. The transcript has a single exon. The coding region runs from base 204 to 2276 and encodes 690 amino acids. NCBI's taxonomy places the organism in Eukaryota, Viridiplantae, Streptophyta, Lycopodiopsida, Selaginellales, Selaginellaceae.
UGUGGUUCAUGCUACGUUUACAAAUUUUCGGACAGAGCGAUGACACUCCCCUCCCGCCCAGCAUUUGCGGAGCAAUUUCUUCCAAUCAUUAUAUUCUACGAUAGGAUCUACCAAUGCCUCAGUGGAAAUGUGACGUGGCAAAUUUCUAGGGUCAGGGUGAUCGUUUAAAACACGCGUCGGAUAGUUUUAGGACUUAUCUGGGCAUGGCUAUGGCGAACGAUGGAGGAGGCACGGUGGUCUUUGCGAGCGUGGGACGAUCCCACUACGCCUUCGACGCAUUCGCGCUCGACAUCGCCACGCUCAAGGAGGAGGUACUCACCGACGGCGUCUCGGUUAACUUCAAUGCCCAAUUCGUGGAGGACGAUCCGGUCUCUCUGGAGCUCCUGUGCGAACACGAUCCAAUGCCCAAUUAUCACCAGGAGGAGAAACCCAGUGCCGUGAUCUUCGUCUCGGAGCGAACAGGAGCUAGCAACAUCUUCCUCCGCCGCCAGUCGAUCACAAGUAAGUCCGAUCGUGAUGAUCACAGCUCCACGCUCAAGCUCGGCAGCCUCGACGCUGGCGAUGGAUUCCUCUACUGCGAUCGCCCCUGCGUCGCUGGCGGUGGAAGGAUCAUCUUCGCCUCCACCAAGGGCUCGCCGGAAAUCUCGCAGAAUCUCCGCCAGCCUAGCACCGCCAUCUUCUCGGCGUGCCUGAGGAUCGGCUUGACGAGGCGGCUCACUCCCGAGGGCGUCGCGGACUAUAGCCCGGCGCUCUCGCCCUCGAAGAAAUGGAUCGCGGUGGCCUCCAACGCGGGCAAGCCGUGGAACGGCGAGAUCCACGAGCUGGAAACGUCGCUGUGGAUCUUCAAGGCCGAGGAUGGAUCGUCUCGAAAGAUGGUCGUGGAAAGAGGAGGAUGGCCAACUUGGUCGGACGAGAGAACCAUCUUCUUCCACAAGAGAUCCCCCGAGGACGACUGGUGGAGCAUCUACAAGGCUGUUCUUCCGGAGAGUCUGGAAGAUCUCGACGCCGCGAAGAUCGAUCAGGCCGUGGAGCGAGUGACACCACCCGGAGUUCACGCUUUCACCCCGGCAGCGUCCAGGACGAGCAACUGGAUCGUGGUGGCGACUCACAGGAGCAACACCACGUCGCGGCACAUCGAGCUCUUCGAUCUCUCCAAAGGAUCGUUUCUUCCCGUCACCUUGGAACUCCACCCCGAGCUCCACCACUUCAAUCCUUUCGUGUCCGCCACCUCGGACACUCUCAUCGGCUACCAUCGCUGCCGCAACGAUGGAUCCAUCGUCCCAACGCUGGAACACGUCGCUUGCCCCGCGAACAACGACAUCACUCUCGUCCGGAUCGAUGGCGCGUUUCCAUCCAUCUCCAGCGACGGAGCUCUCAUCGCCUACAACACCGACUUCGAGGCCAGCGAUUCCGGAGUGAUGGUGGCCAAGCUCGACGGAUCAAACCGGAAGAGGAUCCUCACAGGCCUGGCCUUCACGACGUGCUGGAACCCAUGCAAGCCUGGGACGAUCUACACCAGCGUCGGCCACAUCUUCGCGGAGGAGCGAGCGAUGGUUCACAUCGUCUCGCUCACUUUCGACGUCACAGCGCUCGAGGAUCACUCCAGUUCUUCGAGUUCUACGCUGGAAUCCAGCGUCAAAGUUCUCAGCAAGCCGGGAACCAACAACAACGCGUUCCCGAGCUGCUCCCCGGAUGGCAAGAACCUGGUGUUUCGAUCCGGGCGCUCGGGCCACAAGAACCUUUACAUCAUGGACGCGGAGCUCGGCGAAGAUGGUGGAAUCCGAGCUCUCACCGAGGGUCCCUGGGUGGACACCAUGCCGUGCUGGUCGCCGGAUGGAAACUGGAUCGCUUUCUCCUCCUCGAGAGACGGUCCCUCCAACGAGUUCUUCGCCAUCUAUCUCGUCCACCCCGAUGGAUCUGAGCUCCACCGAGUUUUCCCGGAGAGCUCCACGAGAGGCCGAUGCAACCACGUUUGCUUCAGCCCGGACUCUCAAACGCUGCUCUUCACGGCUGACUGUGGUGGGAUCUCGGCCGAGCCAGUGUCCCUGGCUAACCAGUUCCAGCCUUACGGAGAGCUCUUCUCGUGCAAGCUUGAUGGAUCCGAGCUCCGGCGAUGGACUCACAACGCGUACGAGGAUGGAACGCCUUGCUGGGGGCCUCUACGCCUUGAUCCUUCCUCCAUCUCCAAGCAAGGCCAGGAACUUCACGCAAACUUCCAGGAUUGUCUCUGGUUGAGCGCCGUGACUGAGAAGAUGAAGCAGUACGCUGCUGCGUAGCGUUCUCUCUUGCGAUUGACAAUAACUUGGCAUCCUCCAUCGCCAAGAGCUUGGUUUAUCGUAUUGGAUACUUGCAUGAACAAGACCCAUGGCUGAACUGAUGAAAGCUUCGAUCGUC